AUUAUUACAUAUAUAAAUAAUCAAAUAUAGUCUACUAUGACAUAAUCAAAUGCAUAAACUAUUUUACACAUAAAAUAUGUUUCACUGCAAAAAAAUUUUGCCACUCACUUUACAUGGAUCUUUAAGACAAUUAUAUACUUCAAGUCUUUUACAAAAAGCUGUUAUAAUAAACGGUAAAGAAAUAGCUAAUGAAAUUCAAAAUGAAUUAAAAGCAACUGUUCAGAGUUGGAUAAAUGAUAAAAAGAAGCCUAAAUUAGUAGCCAUAAAAGUUGGUAAUGAUCCAGCUAGUAAAGUAUAUGUUGAAAGAAAAAUGAAAGCUGCAAAUUUCAUUGGAAUUGAAAGUUAUACUAUCCACUUGGAGGAAAAUAGUUCGCAGCAAGAUCUUCUUAAAGAAAUUGAUUAUUUAAAUAAAGAUAAAAAUGUAAAUGGGAUUCUUGUGCAGUUGCCAUUACCAAAACACAUGAAUGAACACGAAGUAUGUCAAGCAAUUGUACCAAAUAAAGAUGUUGAUGGUUUCCAUUUACAAAACCUGGGUAGUUUAGCAUCAAAUAGAGAUGGGAUUAUUCCUGCAACUGCUUUGGCUGUGAAAGAAUUGAUAAUUAGAAGCAAUAUCGAAACUUUUGGGAAAAAUGCAGUGGUAGUGGGAAGAUCUAAACAUGUUGGGUUACCAAUUGCAUUACUUUUACAUGCUGAUAGCAGAGAUAAAACAGGUGCGUUAGACAUGACUACAACAAUAUGUCAUCGCCAUACUCCUCACACUGAACUAGAAAAACUUACAAAAUUGGCAGAUUUAAUAGUAGUUGCAGCUGGUAUUCCUGGUUUGAUCACUAAGGAAAUGGUAAAACCAGGAGCAUGUGUAAUUGAUGUAGGGAUUACAAGAAUAAAAAUGGAUAAUAAAUACAAAUUAAUAGGGGAUGUAGACUUUGAAAGUGUACAAGCAGUUGCUGGACACAUAACUCCUGUACCAGGAGGUGUAGGUCCCAUGACUGUAGCAAUGUUGAUGAAAAAUACUAUUUUAGCAGCUAAAAAAAAUUAUGACAAUUUAAAAUCUCAAUAAUUUUCAGCACAGUAUUGAUAAUUAUGCAAUGUAUUAUGUUUUCCUGUGGAUAUUGAGUGAAAAUAAUAAGACUUUUUAUUUUUUAUUA
Messenger RNA from Frieseomelitta varia, 1145 nucleotides. It is a transcript of the gene Nmdmc, whose product is annotated as bifunctional methylenetetrahydrofolate dehydrogenase/cyclohydrolase, mitochondrial. The coding region runs from base 77 to 1057 and encodes 326 amino acids. Gene Ontology annotation, molecular function: methylenetetrahydrofolate dehydrogenase (NADP+) activity; methylenetetrahydrofolate dehydrogenase (NAD+) activity; methenyltetrahydrofolate cyclohydrolase activity. The record is from RefSeq and is a predicted model, not a curated record. Gene Ontology annotation, cellular component: mitochondrion. Lineage: Eukaryota; Metazoa; Arthropoda; Insecta; Hymenoptera; Apidae. The transcript has 4 exons. Gene Ontology annotation, biological process: tetrahydrofolate interconversion.